AUGAGACGCAAAAUUGAGCGUUGUAGUCGUCGCAAUCGAUCUCGGAGUGACUCUCCAACGGUGUUGCUCUUAGGUGUCGGCGAAGUACUCUCUCGUCUCAAUCCUAAUGAAUCGUCUCCUAGAGCUGAAUGCCAUCCUUCUGAACCACAAGAAAUUGUGCAAUCCUCUGAAGAUGAAUUAAUUUCCGAAAAAGACUUGGAAGAUCUUCGGAAAGCUUCUAAAUUUUGCCAGGAUUUGCUGAGGAUUCUCAAAAAGUUGGAUCAACUUCGAAGCGCUCGGAUAGGGCAAUUUCAAGGUCAGGGCAGGCCAAUACCCGAAGGAAUCAGCUGUGAAUUCUCAGACAAAAUGUCGUUUAUUCUGAGUCAACUUGAGUCCACUCAAUUAGUGAUCAAUAAAUUAACAAUGCGGCUAAAGGAUACUCAAAGUAAAUCGGCUAACCUGUCGAUGGGGGGUACUUCUGAUUUUGUCAAUGGUGAUGAUAUUAUCCCCAAUAAACUACCACCCAGUGUUAAAUAUGCACUUUUUGGAUCUUUCGAUGUUGGAGAAAGUACAAGGUGGAAUGGAUUCUACAGCCAGUGUAAUCGAAACUUCUCAGAUUUCGUUCGAAUUAGGUGA
Molecule: messenger RNA, 615 nt
Organism: Rodentolepis nana
Lineage: Eukaryota; Metazoa; Platyhelminthes; Cestoda; Cyclophyllidea; Hymenolepididae
Source: the annotation of a GenBank genome assembly